AUGGACGCCGAAUCUUACCGUCAAUCUGUUGCACCCGAACCUCUCAAAGAGUUGCGUCGCUGGAACUACGAGGAGGAGAAUAAACUCCUCCACCUCAUCAAAGUGGAAAACAAAACUUACAAAGACACAGCAGUCGCCCUAAACCGCUCCACACAAUCUGUGCAACAUCGCUACUCCAUCAUCCAACAGAGAGACGAAAGUGCUUCCAUAACCUGGACUUCCGAACUCGAUACCGCAAUUAUCGAUGGCCGACGCCGCGGGCUAACCCCUAACCAGAUUGCCCAGGAGAUCAGCAUCCCGGAUAAGGCGAUCCAAUCCCGGUGGCAAGUCCUCCGGGCAACGACAAGAGUCCCCGAAGACGUUCUCGCCCUCAGGCGACGCAAAGAAUUUCAUGAUUUUACUCCGCAAGAAGACGAAACCAUUUUGCGUUUGUAUGUAGAAGGGAAAGACGACAAGGAUAUAGCGGUGCUCGCGGAUAUCAAGGAAAAAAGUCAGACAGAAAUCAUGACAAGAAGACAGAAGUUAGUGGCUGAAAGUUCGCCAAUCUAUAGGAGAUUGGUACGAAUGUGGCAUGGGACGUGGGAGGAGGAUGGGAACAAGGAAGAGAUAGAUGCGCUGGGAUUGGCGGUGGGUGGAGGUAAGUAUAAGUGGAUGAAAGAAGGAGACUGGAGUGGUGGUGCAGCGUUGGAGUGA
Messenger RNA from Alternaria atra, 693 nucleotides. RefSeq lists its product as uncharacterized. The record is from RefSeq and is a predicted model, not a curated record. The coding region runs from base 1 to 693 and encodes 230 amino acids. The transcript has a single exon. NCBI's taxonomy places the organism in Eukaryota, Fungi, Ascomycota, Dothideomycetes, Pleosporales, Pleosporaceae.